AUGUCAGAUAUAUUAACAUCUUAUUCAUCAUAUGCAAUUGAUGAUCGGAAUGAUACUGAUAAUUUAGAAGCAUUUUUAACAAAACUUGCUCGGUUUGGUAUUGACCAAUGUUUACAUUUUGCACAUUUAAUUGUUAACAAACAACAAUCAUUUCAAAAUUUUUCAACACUUGAUUCUAAAUAUAAAACUUCUGAAGAUCAACAAAUUGAUUUGAAUAAACUUUUGUUGGAAAUACAAACAUUACAAAAUGAAUUUUAUAAUAUAUUAUUAAUUAUAUCAUCAUCAAAUGAUGAAAAAAAACAAUUAUUAUUUAUUAAAUUACAAAAUUAUUUAUCAAAUUUUCUUGAAAUUAAUUUACGUUAUAAAUCAUAUGAAAUAUCUACUAAAGAAAUUCAUUUAAAUAAUUCAAAAUUAACAAAAAAAUUUGAUCAAAGUUUAUCAACAAUAUCUUGUUUAUCUACUAAACCAUCAAUAAUAUUAUCAUCUUCAUUUUUUUCGAAUGACGAUAUUGAUUUAGGAAAAAAUUGGAAAUUUGCACAUAUAAUUCAUACACGUUUUCAAAUGUCUUUAAUUUCAUCUGAUUCAUAUAUGAUUAUAUGUUAUAAUAACCAAAAUAAUUUUCUUCAUUUUAUACGUAUUAGUGGACAAUUUCAAGGAAAUAUUAAAUGGAAAUAUGAACCUAUUAUUGAUAUGCAUUGGUGUUCAUUUAUUAAUCUAUUCAUAGUUGUAACACAUAAUGCUAUUUAUAGUAUUGAAUAUAACAAAUCAAAAUUAUUACCAUCAAAUUCAAUAAUUGUUGAAAAAGUUCUUGAUUUAGAAAAAUUUAAUUCUGCUCGAAUUGCUUGUAAUGAAAAUAAGAUUUUACUUUAUACCAUUUAUCAACAUAAAAGUUUAAUUCAAAUUUAUGAUAAGCAAUUCAAGAAAGAAAAAACAUUUGAUAGUUCAAUCAACAAACAAUUACCGAUCAAUAGUCAUUCAUUUUGUUGUACAAAUACAUUGAUUGGUUUAACAGAAAAAGAUGAAAUACUUAUAUCAUAUUUUCCAUAUAUAACUCCAAAGAAAGUUACAUUACUUCUAUUUGAUAUUGAUACAUUUGAAUUACGUUAUACAAUCGAUUUAAAUAAUUGUUCACAUAUAUAUACAAUGAAAUGUCUUGAAAAAUAUAAUAUAUUCUUUGGUCUUAGUGAUGAAAAAAUUCUAUGGAUUAUUAAAAUUAAUAAUAAUGAAACAAUACAAAUGGCAAAAAAAACAUUCUAUACAGAUCAAACAGAAAUGUGUAUUGUUAAUAAUCAAGAUUUAUUAUUGAUCAAUGUUAAUGCUGGUUAUGCUAUUCAAUUGAUCAAAUAUCUCAUUUCAAAAACUAAUGGAUAUAAUAAAAGAAUAUAUUCAUCUGUAGAAAAUACUCGACCAAUUAUUGGAAUUUUAACUCAACCAACUCCAUCAAUAUGGGGAAAACCAAAUCGUACUACUUAUAUAGCAGCUUCUUAUGUUAAAUAUAUUGAAGCAACUGGUGCUCAAGUUGUACCUAUUCGAAUGUAUCAAUCAAUAGAAUAUUAUUUACAUUUGUUUAAUUCACUAAAUGGAGUACUCUUUCCAGGUGGAGAGUUUGCUAAUGAAUAUCUUUAUGUUGCUAAACUUUUUUAUAUGUGGUCAUUAAAAGAUUUUGAUGAAAUACAAAAAAUUUUUCCUUUAUGGGGAACAUGUCUUGGUUUUGAAGUGUUACUUAUGUUAACAAGAUGUUCAACUGAUAUUAUGGAACCAUGUAGAGGAUAUGAUUAUGCAACAGAACUUACUUUUAUGCCAGAUGCAGCGGAUAGUCGAUUAUUGGGAAAAUCAUUACCAAUAAAUAUAGAAAAUGCCUUACAAAAUGAACCAACAACAGCAAAUUUUCACGAUUUUUGUAUGCGACCAGAAAAUUUCUUAGCUGAUCCUAUAUUAUCAACAUUUUAUAAAGCGUUAACCGUAAGCCCAGAUUUAGAAGGUCAAGCAUUUGUCUCAACUAUUGAAAGUCGUCGUUAUCCAAUUUUUGGUGUUCAAUGGCAUCCAGAAAAGAAUGGAUUUGAAUGGCGAGUAAAUACAACAAUACCUCAUACAAAAGAUUCAGUUGAAGUUAUGCAAUAUAUGGCAAAUUUUUUUACUAAUCAAGCACGUCAAAAUAUGAACCAAUUCAGUUCAUUAGCAGAUGAAUUAAAAUAUCUUAUAUAUCUAUAUACACCAGAAUUUAGCGACUUAGAUACAUCACAUUUUCAACAACUUUAUUUUUUUUAUGAAUAA
Rotaria sordida is the source of this 2274-nucleotide messenger RNA. Lineage: Eukaryota; Metazoa; Rotifera; Eurotatoria; Philodinida; Philodinidae. The record is from the annotation of a GenBank genome assembly.